Molecule: messenger RNA, 483 nt
Organism: Vicia villosa (hairy vetch)
Lineage: Eukaryota; Viridiplantae; Streptophyta; Magnoliopsida; Fabales; Fabaceae
Product: potassium transporter 5-like
Exons: 4
Coding region: 1-483 (160 amino acids)
Biological process (GO): potassium ion transmembrane transport
Cellular component (GO): membrane
Molecular function (GO): potassium ion transmembrane transporter activity
Source: RefSeq, a predicted model, not a curated record
AUGUUUUUGAGCAUUUUCGCUAACUAUAGUGAUUUGUUUUGUGGAACAUUUGCUUUGUAUUCUAUUGUAUGUCGUUAUGCCAAAGUGGGACUUCUUCCGAAUAACCAAGUAGAGGACACACAGGUGUCUAAUUACCAGCUGGGAUUGCUAAACCGCCGUCAUAUGAGAGCUUUCAACCUUAAAACUGUGCUUCAGCGGAGUCACUUUAUGAAGAUCUUCCUCUUAUCUACUACUUUGCUGGGAACUUCCAUGGUUAUCGGUGACGGUGUUCUCACCCCUUGCAUAUCUGUAUUAUCCUGUGUGGGAGGGAUCAAGGAACCUGCUAGCAGUAUAACCGAGAUGAUAAUCUUGAUUGGUCUUUUCAUGGUUCAGAGAUUUGGAACUGAUAAAGUAGUUUUGAUGGACAUGAUGCUUGCUGAAGCUAUGUUAAUGUUGUCUUUGCAGCUUGCAUAUGGAUGUGUUAAAGCAUUGGAUUUGGAUUAG